AUGAACUUCGAAGCCAGCGCCCAUCAUGGUGAUUACUCUCACAAAGAAAAUGUGCCACCUUCAAGUAAAACAGACGCACCACAUGCCAGGAGGACCAGGCAGCGGACGGUUCUCGGUGUCUUGUCUGAAAAUGAGCAGCACAGUCGAUCCCGCAGUGAGGGUAGCCACUUUUCUGUUCGCUCAGACAGCUCUCAGCUCAACUUGGUCAGCUGUCCCUCCAGUUCCAGCUUCGACGUGUAUGUCGAAGAGGCUUGUGAGGUUGUUCUUGCAGCUUCGGGUCAAGAAGUGGCUCAGAGCGAUGCUCUGCAAAUCGAAGAUAUGAGACUCCUGCUGGAACUGAGUUCGAGUUCAUAUCAGGAUGCUUCUGGGCAUUCUGAACCAGAAAGCUCCCUGCUGUCAGAGGGAAUGUUUUCUAUGGAGUAUGCUAAAAGUAUUUACCAGCACUUAAGAGAAAAUGAGGUGAAGUUUAGGGCCAAGCCCUAUUUACAGAGACACCCAGAGAUCACCAGCGACAUGCGGGUCAUUCUGGUGGACUGGCUUGUUGAGGUUGCUCAGGAAUACAGGCUUCAUUCUGAGACUCUGCACCUCGCUGUCAACUACCUGGAUCGCUUUCUGUCCUGUACGGCAUUCAUGAAACGAGGAAAGCUGCAACUGGUUGGCACAGCCGCUUUAUUGAUCGCUGCAAAAUAUGAGGAGAUCGACCCCCCAGACCUGAAUGAGUUUGUGUACGUCACGGAUAACACCUACACUAAGAAGCAGUUGGUCCAAAUGGAGUAUGCUUUCCUGAAGAUUCUGUCCUUCAUGAUGGCAGCGCCCACAUCCAACCAGUUCCUUCGCCUUUACAUGAGCAUCAGUUCAGUCUGUGUCAAAACAGAGAACCUUGCCCAAUAUGUAGCAGAGUUAAGCCUGUUGGAAAUUGAUCCAUUCCAACGGUACACCCCGUCCAUGGUUGCAGCGAGCGCCUACUGCCUGGCUGCUUACACUGUGAACCAAUCGCUCUGGCCUGACUCUCUGAAGGAUUUUACGGGCUAUACCAUGGCUGAAAUCAUACCGUGCCUGAAGGACCUUCACAACCUUUACAUGACUGCAGACGACAGACCGCAACAGGCCAUUGCGAAUAAAUACAAAAGUUCCAAGUGGUGUCGAGUUUCACUGAUAACUCCACCUGCCGCACUACCUUUCCAGUGA
Messenger RNA from Salarias fasciatus (jewelled blenny), 1188 nucleotides. RefSeq names its product cyclin A1 (gene ccna1). The record is from RefSeq and is a predicted model, not a curated record. The transcript is spliced from 8 exons. NCBI's taxonomy places the organism in Eukaryota, Metazoa, Chordata, Actinopteri, Blenniiformes, Blenniidae. Bases 1 to 1188 code for a protein of 395 amino acids.